Molecule: messenger RNA, 5443 nt
Organism: Botrytis sinoallii
Lineage: Eukaryota; Fungi; Ascomycota; Leotiomycetes; Helotiales; Sclerotiniaceae
Exons: 4
Coding region: 2248-5181 (977 amino acids)
Biological process (GO): DNA-templated transcription; regulation of transcription by RNA polymerase II
Cellular component (GO): chromatin
Molecular function (GO): zinc ion binding; RNA polymerase II cis-regulatory region sequence-specific DNA binding; DNA-binding transcription factor activity, RNA polymerase II-specific
Source: RefSeq, a predicted model, not a curated record
CGUAUCUCGCCUACCUAAUUGAGGAAAUGUGAGCAUCUUCAUCGCCUCUACCUCUUCAUACCUUCCUCUAACAGAUUUCCCUCGAGGUCUAUUACAAGAUAAGUAGCUCGAGUUGAUUUGCCAGGAUAUACUUGGCUAUUUCCACGCCAUUUAACUUUUGACUUUGCUACGGUUGAAGAUAAAUUGGCAUACAUAGUCGAAGCAUCGGUGAGUCCUUGUUGAUAUUUGCAACUAGUAAUCUCUACCCCGGCAACGGCAGGUACAUGACUAUUCGUGGAGAUGCCGGCACUGCAAGCGACUUUGGGGUGUAUGUAUGUGAUGCGUGUAUGUAUCGGCGUAUGGUCAUCAGAUGAAGCGGAGUGCAAGUCUUCGAACCCAAGCCAUGAUUAUCAAUGGAGCGCAGUAAACCCUCAUGCAAAUGCCAAUCCAUUGGCAAGUGGAGGAGAGUGAGUCUUCGGCCAAGUCAGUAUGCGAAUAGUCUUUGCAUCCCACUUUCGUAAGCAAGGCUAGCUAUUCUUCGGGCAGAUCCAAAUCAAUCACAUGUGCAAUCUGCGUGCUUGUACAUCAGGUCAAGACUCAAGAUCCGUUGGCCAGAUCAAUAAGUGGGAAGAACGAAACGUCUCCUUGGUCGGCAGAAAAGAAGACUUCGCAUAAGGGUCGAUCAUUCUCUUCCGGCGAGAAGACAUGAAUGAUAUGAUGUUGAAUGGAGCAUCCGCAAGGGGCCGGAGUCUAAUUACCGCGAGAUCGUAAGAUCUUACAAAGUACGGUAACCGAGAUGUGUCCCUAGUCCGCCUAUCAGGGGCUAUGUAAUUGAUGCCAAGUAGAUACCCUCGAGAAGCCCAAGGAUUGAUCUUGAAAAAAGCAACCCAAGAAUACUCUUCAUAUCUAAUGUUAUGCAGACUAGCUUUAUAUUUCAUUUUAAGAUGAAACAAAUGGUGUCAUAUACAAUCAUUGAGCACCCGUUCUUUCAUUAUUUAUUCAAAACUUAACUUUGACAGGCGGAGAAUAGACUUGAUUCAGACCUGCAGAUUGCUUAUCUCAACCAUGCUCGAGCAAUUCUAUCCUCCUUGCACCUCUGCCGGCCGUGCAGGAAGAGGGCAUCUGCCGGCGAGGCAUUCCCCCGAUUCGAGCGAUCAUUGGGCAUCUGCCAAUACCUGGAUCAUGGCAGGCAUAAUGCCAUGCCAUGUACGAGCUUGAAUCAAAGUGAACCUUAAUAGAGCACCAGCAGAUUUGGAUCGGCUUCCACUCGUUAUUUCCGAAGCAUCCUUAUAUCGCACAAAAUCGUUUCCAAGCCUUCGAUUCUUCAGAAGAGGCUUGGGGUUCAACUCAACUUUCUUGCACAGCCCACAACGUCACCGCGGCUUUUCAAGGAAGGGUUACACCAAGCACGAUAGACGAUGACCUGAUGGCUUGCGGGGAGAUAUGACACAUCUCAGACGAACAAUACACUCAAGGGUGGUUUGCGGGAAUAAGAACCGCAUUGGGAAUCUCUCCAUACGGCACGCUCCGAAUGCAUGCCGCGACUGAUGACGGUCUGGCGGGAUCAAGGCUGAAGGGUGCUUACUCUAAGAUGUGAUGCUGAGAAAUAGAACAUACUAGUGCAAGGUGACAUAGGUUUGCAAGCCAAAAAGUGGAUAUUUGGACAUGGUAAUCUAUUUAAGGUUGGAGGUAGCCACUUUGUGGUAAUUUUACCGGACACUUACUGGCGAGAGGUGCGGUAGCAGCAAGCCUCGCAAGCAAUACAUUCUAUAGGUCAAAGCCAGUUAAAAUUUCUCGCAAUCACUGAAGAUAAAUUGGACGGUUUGAACGGAGUUUUGAUUAAGGGUUUAUCGUUCCAAUUUAGGAUUGCGGAGGUUCCGGAUCCUACAGGUUAGUCUCUCCCGGGCAAGGGAUACACAGGCAGGAGGGUUUUAAGGUCAGUGCCAUCACUGAUCGACUGCUACUCCUUGUUGGGCAGGAGGGGCAAGCAGAGAAACAGAGUUUCUUAGGGUUUAGAUCACUUUCUGCUCGCAUGGGUAACUUGCUUUCAUAUGUGGUAGCGAAUCUAUAAUUGGGGGGAGUUCUCAACUUUCUCAUGCAACAGCUGUCUCAUACAGUCGAAAAUCGUUUAUUGGACGUGCGCUUGAACUUUAAACGUUCACAGGCGUGAUAGGCAUCUUGUUAUUGUAUUCCGUCGAUAUAUACUAUUUUGUUCAAAUAUACAUUGGGUCGCCGCCGUUGGUUGAACAUUCUUCCGUCUACUCAAGCAUGUCUGGUAAUGUCCACCCUUCGACACGCGGUGUCCACUCGAGUUUUCAGUCAGAUUCCACUUCCGACUCAGCAAAUAUGGACGCCGAAGCUUCAAUCCCUCGGAAAAGCAGCCUGGCCACGCCAGCUUCCUCUUUUGUUUGUAGUCAGUGUCCUAAAUCGUUCAAUAGGCGCGAGAAUUUGAGUCGUCACAUGAAAACCCACGAUGUUCCUCGGACUCACAUUUGUCAAAUAUGCGAAAAGACUUUUACUCGGAGUGAUUUACUAAAAAGGCAUGAAGCCGGCCAUGAACGAUGGGACAAAAAAGAACCAAAGUCUGAAGGCCGAAGAGGAUCGGUGAAGCGAAGGAAGACUUCUGAAGAUCCGGAAAGCCACGACAACCUUGAAAAGUUCAAUUGGACGCCUACAAGUCGAUCAGAAUCAGCUCAUUUAUCUCCAAUGCAAAGUGGUCCAUCAUUUCCGACGGAAACGGUAACGGCAAAUUACUCAACUUCUUUUCAAGAGCCUACUGGGAUAAAUAUACCGUUCCUCGAAGCGGCACCUAGAUCAUUUGGGGCAGGCCAACAACUAAAUAUCAACAACAAUGUACCCCAAUCAAUGCCGGUACUUGGUUUCUUACCCCAGGAGACGCAUUCUUUCACGCAGCAAUAUCGAGAUCCAUACCAAGACACAACACUAGACCACCAGUUUCCUACGAAUCCUCUUGGUGUAAUGGGAUAUUCUUAUCAGAUACCCUUCAGUCAUACUUCCUAUUUGCAACCGGAGAACAACCCAUUGGGAAAUGCGUGGGUUUCUAACGACUUAUAUGCUACCAUGGUUGGAACUGGAAACGAAUGGGAAAAUACUGGAAAGCUUUUCAAUCAAAAUGUUCCCGUCUCAGAUUCUAUACAGCAACAUUUUAGUAAUAUUAAACUGGACAAUUCAGGUCCAACUUCUACAAUGCCAGCUAGCGAGCCUCAUUUUGAAUACCGUCAACCCAAAAAUGAUAUAUUGGAAUCUGGGCCAACACAAUCUGCAAGCGUUUUUUCACCCCCAAAUUUACCCUGGAGUGAAGAUAAAUGGCCUUCAUCGUGGAAUCCGAGCUUAGAUCCAACUGCAAUUUUGGAAGCUGAUCCAAUUGAUCUACCAUUUGAUCAUCCUCUAUUUCAAGACCACAACCCAAGAUACGAUAUUUCAGAGUCGACAUAUUACAAAAUGCGAGAUUUCUUGAUAUCUCCCGUUCAUGAAGUUCCUCACAGAAAACCACUUUUUACAAUGCCACCAUUAUUUGUUGUCAAUAUCUUUAUUGGCCUUUACUUUAAGCAUUUCUCAAAUCAAGUACCUGUACUGCAUCACCCGACCGUGGAUACCAAUCAACUUUCUCCCCCAUUGUUAUCUGCCAUGAUGAUUAUUGGAUCUACUUACAGCCAUGUUAAGAAUGGAAGACGACUAGCCAUCGUUUUGAUUGAAGUUAUCGGUUGGCAUUUGCUCGCCGCCAUUCGUCUAGACAUGAGCUUAAUUCGAAAUCCUAUGACAAUUUUUACCGAAGCCUUACUCAUCCAUAUGGGACUAUGGUGUGGGAACAAGCGUGCAUUCAGCGUAUCCGAGUCUUUCAAAGGGCAUGCUGUUUCCCAUAUGCGUCGUUUAUACGAAAGUGAAAAGUCGAAUUUGCCAAAUAGAUAUUCUUCUGCGGACCAAACAUUGAAAGAUCCCCAAGUUCAAUGGAAACGAUGGAUCGACGAGGAAUCUCUUAAUAGGCUUUACUGGGUUGUCUAUGCAACUGAUCGCCAAUUCUCCGCGCUUUGGAACCAAUCGUCAGCAAUGACAAUUGGCGAAUUGGUAGAUGUCAGCUGUCCUUGCGAUGAAGUCUUUUGGUGUGCCUCUUCUGCCAGCGAUUGGAAUUUCACACUUGGAUCUGCGAAAGUACCACAGUCUUUAUCAUUUGCAGCUGCUAUAGGACCUUUUCUUUUUUCUCCCACUCCAUCCUCGUCUAUACCCUCCUCGGGUCAUUUCUUGACAGGAGAGGAGCCCCACCACCUUCCAUUGCCGAAUCUUAAUUCAUAUACCGCAUUUCUUGUUCUCCUCGAAAUUCAACGUCAGAUAUUUGAUGCCUCACAAGAAUCUCUAGUUGCUAGCAAAUUCAUCAACAGCCAAAUCUCAUCAGAAAUCUACGAAAGUCCACCCAGUCAUGAUCCUGCUUCAUCUCUUUCACAGGCCCUCAGAUCCCGCGUUUCUGCGAGGAGACAAGAACUAGCCUACACGCUUAACCGCUUUUCCAAAACUUAUUUACGGCCUCAUUUGACUAUCCCCCAUUCCACAUCGCAUAUUUUCCACCACAUCUGUAUUGUUCAACACCACAUCACAAGUCUUUUCCUCCAUAUUCCUUUUACCGGUCUAUUAAAUGCGAUUGGAAAAUCGAGUCAGACGGGUAUUGUGCGUGCUCUAGAAAGAUUGAGAUUAUGGGCACAAGAAGAUCCAGAAUUGGCUAUUGAUGUAGCCGUCCGAGCCGCUACUGCAAUCAUGGAGUCAAACAGAGAUCUUAAUGCGGAUGUGACAGGUCGAGAAAAAGGAAGCGAGGCACCCAAUGGAACAAAAAGUGGCAUGGUAGAUACAGGAGUUUACGAGCCCUCGUUAUUAAUGAUGACACAUGUCAUUCUUUGGGCUUUCGCACAAGUUGCGGAUAAAAAGCAAAAAGAUGGUCUGAUGAAGAGACUGAGAGGAAACAAAAACACAGCAGAUGACGCAUUUUUGGAGAUAUUAGGAAGUGAAUUGAUGGAUGAAGAGGAUAGUGAGGAAUUAAGUGGUAAGGGAAAGAAUAUAGACCCGGGAAGACCAAAAGUGAAAGGAGUGUCGAGAUCGCUAUUCAAAAGUGCAGCGGAUACGCUGAUGCGAUUUGGCACUUGGGGAGUUGCGCUCGACAUGGCGAUGUUACUACGCUUCAGAGCGGAAGGUUAGGGUGGGGAUAGAAAGAGGAUGAUGCUCAAUUCAACCGGAAUCUUCUGGUAUGGAUGUUGACUGUAUAUUAUACAAUUUAGACCAAAUUUGGGUCGAGUGAAGCUAUUUGACUUCUCUAACAUCUCGAGGGUUCCUGGAAGACAUUUUUCUACCUACCCUCGGUCAUGUAUUUUUAUGUAGAAAUAUUUACCAAAUGUAUUAUACAAAGUGUACCGAUGACAAAAGUAUGACACUCAUUCUCUUGAUUCCAUCUGUUCGCCAA